CGUUAUAUAUCAUUAAAAAAUCGCUAAAAGAAAUUUCCUAUUUGAAAGUGGACAACAAGAUAUGUAGAUUAGGCAGUCAUCUAACUACCAACCAACUAAACAGUGGCAAACGCAUACAUACAGGAGGGGAACAUAAGUCUUAUCAGUAUCAUCCAUGGCCUCCUCUGCUCUCCCUCCACCACUCUCCCCACCUUCAACCAACGCUACAGCCACUAACAAUAACCCUUCCCAUUUCAUCAUCUCCUCCCCACCCCCUAACCCAACUCUCAAAACUCCCACCAUCCGUUCCCGCCUCAGCAAAAUAUGCCAGCAAGGUCAACCACAUCUCGCCCGCCAACUCUUCGACACAAUUCCCCAACCAACAACAGUUCUUUGGAACACUAUCAUCAUUGGUUAUAUUUGCAACAACAUGCCCCAAGAAGCCCUUUUAUUCUAUUCCCACAUGAAGAAUUCCUUCCCUCACACCAAAUGUGACUCUUAUACUUACUCCUCUGUGCUCAAAGCUUGUACUCUAUCACGGAAUCUUCGCAUAGGUAAAGCCGUUCAUUGCCAUUUUAUUCGGGGUUUAACCAACCCCAGUAGGAUUGUGUAUAAUGCUUUGUUGAAUUUUUAUGCUACUUGUUUGAGUUCUAUGGAUAAUAAGGAAAUGGGUGGUUAUAGUAAAGGCUUUGAUUAUUUGAAACAUGAUUUGGUAUGUAAAGUAUUUAAUAUGAUGCGUAAGAGAGACGUGGUAGCUUGGAAUACUAUGAUUUCGUGGUAUGUGAAGACGGAGAGAUAUUUGGAAGCUGUUAUGCUGUUUAGGAAUAUGAUGAAAACGGGGAAAAGACUCAGUGGAGUUAGUUUUGUUAAUGUUUUCCCAGCCUUAUCCGGUUUAGAGGACUAUAAUAAUGCUGAAGUUCUUUAUGGGAUGCUUCUGAAGCUGGGUAGUGAAUUUGUUGGUGACUUGUUUGUUGUCAGUUCAUCCAUAUUCGCUUUUGCAGAGCUUGGUUGUCUUGAUUUUGCUAGGAAGAUCUUUGACAGUUGCUCGCAGAGAAAUAUAGAGAUUUGGAACACUAUGAUUGGAGGGUAUCUUCAAAAUAAUUGUCCAGUUGAAGGAAUUAAGCUUUUUCUUCAAGCUAUAGAAUCGGAAACUGUUUUUGAUGAUGUUACUUUUCUCUCAGCAUUAAGUGCAGUUUCACAGUUGCAGCGGUUGGACUUGGCACAUCAGCUACAUGCCUACACAAUUAAGAAUUUACACAAAUUGCCAGUUAUUGUAGCCAAUGCAAUACUUGUCAUGUAUUCCAGGUGCAAUUCAAUCAACACAUCAUUUGAAGUUUUUGAUAAGAUGCCUGAAAGAGAUGUCAUUUCUUGGAAUACCAUGGUUUCUGCUUUUGUACAGAAUGGCUUGGAUGAUGAAGGGUUGUUACUUGUAUAUGAGAUGCAGAAGCAAGGUUUCUUGGUUGAUUCUGUGACUGUAACUGCUCUCCUUUCAGCAGCAUCAAAUCUUAGAAACCGGGAAAUUGGAAAACAGACCCAUGCUUAUCUUCUUAGGCGUGGCAUUCAAUUUGAGGGGAUGGAUAGUUAUAUUAUAGACAUGUAUGCUAAAUCUGGCUUGAUUAGGAAUUCACAACUACUUUUUGAAAAUAGCAAUUCUAGCAAUAGAGAUCAAGCCACAUGGAAUGCUAUGAUUGCUGGUCUUGCACAGAAUGGGCUGAUUGAAGAAGCCAUUGUUGUCAUUAGACAAAUGCUUCAGCAAAAUGUAAUGCCCAAUGCUGUGACAUUGGCAUCAGUUCUCCCAGCUUGUAGUCUAAUGGGGAAUAUAGAUUUGGGAAAGCAACUUCAUGGGUUUUCUGUUCGUAAUUUGUCAGACCCAAAUGUCUUUGUGGGCACUGCAUUAGUUGACAUGUAUUCCAAGUCUGGUGCCCUCAUACUUGCUGAAAACAUGUUUUUUAAUAUCCCCGAAAAAAAUUCUGUCACGUAUGCCACAAUGAUAUUGGGUUAUGCUCAACAUGGGAUGUGUGAGCAAGCUCUCUCUUUGUUUCGCUUGAUGCAGGCAUCUAGCAUUCAGCCUGAUGCCAUCACCUUUGUUGCAGUCUUAUCAGCUUGUGGUUAUGCUGGGUUGGUUGAUGAGGGCCUUUAUAUAUUUAAGUCAAUGGAGAGAGAGUUUAACAUCCAGCCCUCAACUGAGCAUUACUGUUGUGUUGCUGACAUGCUAGGUAAGAUUGGGAGGGUGGAUGAAGCCUAUGAGUUUGUUAAACAAUUAGGUGAAGAGUGUAAUUCCUUGGAGAUUUGGGGAUCGCUUCUUGCCGCUUGCAGGCUUCACCAAAAAUCUGACUUGGGUGAAGUUGUGGCCAAGAAGUUGCUUCAAAUGGAUAUAGGAAAAAGCACUAUAGGCUAUCAUGUGUUGCUCUCAAAUAUGUAUGCAGAGGAAGGAAACUGGAAAAAUGUUUACAGAGUGAGGAAAGAACUGAAGGAAAAGGGUAUGAGAAAGGAUGUUGGAUGUAGUUGGAUUGAGGUUGCAGGUUGUGUGAACUAUUUUUCUUCCAAGGAUCAAGAUCACCCCCAAUCUAACAAGAUAUAUGAAUUGUUAGAAGGACUACCAAGGAAAUGAAAAUAUGUUGAUUAUUAUAAAUCCUUUGAAUAAUUCUUGUCUCCUAGGACUUUCUGAAUUUGAUGAGUGAAGAGGGGCAUAACUUGCGUAUUAUGAUGACACCAUGGGAUUACAAGAGGGGGAUGUACAUGAUUUGGCUCUGGAUACAGACAAGUGGAUUGGCUGGUGUAUGGCUACUUCUUUUGGGAAUGUUUUGCAGAUAUCUUACACAUUGUGGGAUUCUUUGUCCAAUUUGAAAUUUUGGAGCUUUGUUAAUAUCUGGCUAAGAUUUGGAGCAAGUCAGUAGUGGCUUGUUUGGGCAGGUUGUCAAUCUCUGCUGGCAAAACCCCUUGAAACUGUGUUUGGUGUUUAACUCGAGCAUUAGAAAGUGAGUUGCUUUAGAUUCUAAGCUGGUCAAAUCAUGAAAAUGGCCUCAUCUUCAUUUUCAGGUGGCGAGUUCUAACCUUUAAAUCAAGAUUUAACUGAGAACAUCGGCAACCAUUCCAUUGUUUUCUAUUUAAAUAGAAGAGGGAAAAGUUUCCAGUAAAGGGAUGUGUGGGAGUGGUUAUGCCUGAUCCAAGAGGUAACUAAAUCUUUUACUCAUCAAUACCCGUAAAUGGAUUAGGCUUUCUCCAUUUUCAGAGUAUGAAUAAACUCCUUUGAUGAAUUUUCCACUGAUCAGAAAAUGGCACAAUGGAUUACUUACAAUAAUUAAGUAGUGGAAUUUUGGUUGUGUAAAUAUAUAUUUUUGUUUUGGAAUUCACUAAUGGCUAAGGGGUAUAAAAAAUCACUAAACUAUAAUUAGAAAAUCAUUUAAGUUUUUAUU
This is a messenger RNA of Durio zibethinus, 3395 nucleotides long. RefSeq names its product pentatricopeptide repeat-containing protein At3g22150, chloroplastic-like. Gene Ontology annotation, molecular function: RNA binding; protein binding. Gene Ontology annotation, biological process: RNA modification. The record is from RefSeq and is a predicted model, not a curated record. NCBI's taxonomy places the organism in Eukaryota, Viridiplantae, Streptophyta, Magnoliopsida, Malvales, Malvaceae.